This is a messenger RNA of Penicillium mononematosum, 2682 nucleotides long. RefSeq names its product Kha1p. The transcript is spliced from 3 exons. Gene Ontology annotation, cellular component: membrane. Gene Ontology annotation, biological process: proton transmembrane transport. The record is from RefSeq and is a predicted model, not a curated record. Bases 1 to 2682 code for a protein of 893 amino acids. NCBI's taxonomy places the organism in Eukaryota, Fungi, Ascomycota, Eurotiomycetes, Eurotiales, Aspergillaceae. Gene Ontology annotation, molecular function: antiporter activity.
AUGGCGACCGCCAACGCGACCACUACUGCUACGGCCAGUAGCACUAAUGUAGUCAGUCCGCAAGGUGGCAUCCUCGAAGGCGGCAACCCAACCCAUUACGACUCCAAGAAUCCACUGGUGUUGUUUAUUAUCCAGGCCGUAAUAAUUAUCGUGCUCUGUCGCCUGAUCCACUGGCCCCUCUCGAAGCUUCGUCAGCCCCGAGUGAUUGCAGAGGUUAUCGGGGGAAUUGUUCUGGGCCCAUCGGUGAUGGGCCGCAUCCCCGGAUUUACCGACGCUAUUUUCCCGGCCGCCAGCAUUCCCAGCCUCAAUGUAGUCGCCAAUCUAGGCCUGAUUCUCUUCCUCUUCUUGGUCGGUGUCGAAACCGACCUUCGCUUCCUGGUCAGUAAUUGGCGGGUCGCUUUGAGCGUCUCCGCUGCGGGCAUGAUCUUGCCAUUCGGCUUGGGUUGCGCUAUCUCUUAUGGCCUCUACCAUGAGUUCCACGAUGACCCUAGUACCAAGCCCAUCGCCUUCGGUACCUAUCUGCUGUUCAUCGGUAUUGCCAUGGCCAUCACGGCCUUCCCCGUGCUGUGUCGUAUCCUCACUGAGCUGAAGCUGCUCCCAACCCGAGUCGGUGUUAUCGUGCUGUCUGCAGGUGUUGGCAAUGAUGUAGUGGGCUGGAUCUUGCUCGCACUGUGCGUCGCUCUUGUCAACGCGGGUAGUGGCAUCACGGCUCUGUACGUGCUGCUAGUUUGCGUUGCCUACAUGCUAUUCUUGACUUUCGCUUUCCGCCCGCUGUUCCUUCGCUUCCUCGAGAAAACUGGCAGUCUGCAAAAAGGGCCCAGCCAGUCGGUGGUCGCCCUGACAUUGCUUAUCGCUCUGGCGUCGGCCUUCUUCACCCAGAUCAUUGGUGUUCAUGCCAUUUUUGGAGGCUUCGUUAUCGGCCUGAUCUGUCCGCACGAAGGCGGCUUUGCCAUCAAGCUUACUGAGAAAAUUGAGGAUUUGGUCGCUGUUAUUUUCCUCCCACUUUAUUUCACGCUGUCGGGUCUGAGCACUAAUCUGGGCCUUCUUGAUUCUGGAAUCGUCUGGGGUUAUGUGAUUGGUGUAAUUGCCAUCGCGUUCAUUGCGAAAGUCGCCGGAGGUGCUGUUGCGUCGCGGCUUUGUGGUCUUUUAUGGCGCGAAAGCUUUUCUAUCGGUGUGUUGAUGAGUUGCAAGGGUUUGGUGGAAUUAAUUGUGCUGAACAUUGGCCUCCAAGCCAAGAUUUUGAGCACUCGCACAUUUACAAUUUUUGUCGUUAUGGCCUUGGUCACCACAUUCAUGACCACUCCAUUAACUACCUUGCUGUAUCCCACAUGGUAUCAGGUUAAGGUCGAGCGAUGGAGACGCGGGGAAAUCGACUGGGAAGGCAAUCCUGUCCAACGCGAUGACCGUAAUGACAGCGUCGCCAUUGCCAAGGAUCAAUUGAAGACCGUCCCAGUCCGCAAACUCCUCGUCUACCUUCGCCUCGAUGGCCUUUCCGGAGUCUGUACUGUAGCAGCUCUCCUCAGCUCAAAGCGACGUGCACCCGUGUCAUCACGCAUUCACCCUGCAAAGAUGCCAAAGCAGACCGAGGAAACCGUUGAAGAUCCUAUGACCUCGGAAGAGGACGAAGACAAUACCACACUUAAGGUCCACGGUGUUAGGUUAAUGGAAUUGACGGACCGUGAUUCCAGUGUCAUGAAGGUUGCUGCUGCGGGCGAGCAUGCGCUGUGGGAUCCGGUGGUGAACACCUUCCGCGCGUUCGGAGACUGGCAUGAUCUCUCGCUCAUGGCAGGUGUGUCCGUUGUCCCUGAGCACUCUUACGCAGACACUGUCAUCGGCAUGGCGCAGCAUGACACCGCAGAUAUGCUCCUUCUCCCCUGGAGCGAGACUGGAACACUGGCCGACCACCAUAGUGGGCUAGAGAUCGACGACGCAAAUCGGUUCUCUAACGGCGCCUACACAAACUUUGUCUCUGAUAUCCUAGAUCGGGUCGCUGGCCAUGUCGGUAUCCUAAUCGAAUACAGUCCAGCCUCAACAUCAUCAAAGCGACCCGUGAUUUCACGCACCGCCAGCGGUAUGAGCCUCCAGGGCUCUACCUUCGCCCGCCAGCCAACUGGCAGUCACUCCCACCAUAUUGUUCUUCCAUUCUUUGGCGGUUAUGACGACCGCUUCGCUCUUCGGAUGGUCAUGCAGCUCGCUCAGAAUGACCAGGUCACUGCGACUGUUAUCCAAAUUGGUGGAUUGGGCAGUGAAGGCACCAAACCAGGGGUGUCCACUGCAGCAUCCGCUUCCAGCUCGAGUGCACCCCCCGUAUCUUCCUCUCAAUCCGACAUGGCUUUCUUCGAGACAAUUCGAGAUUCAGUGCCAGAGGAAAUUCAAGAGCGCGUCGUCUUCCACCAACCAGUUGCGAACGAAACCAUCACCGACGCAGUCCAGAUGGCUGUCGUUGCUGUGCGUGAAGAACUUAAUAACACAUCCAACAAGGCAAACAAUAUUGUCAUCGUUGGUCGUCGUAGUAUCUCUUCUGAGAUCGAGCUGGGUCCUGAGGACGGUAUUGGCCAUGAUACCCGUCGGACUCUGGGAGCUGUCGGUACUGCGAUGGUACAGCCCGAGAGUAAAAUUUACGGUAGUGUGUUGGUGCUGCAGGCUGGGACCGAUACCGGCUUGGCUAAUUACUACCGCUGA